UUCCCCCAAAUCCUUCCCAAUUUUGACCUAUUGCCCCCCAUAUCCCCAUUCUGCAGCCCCCAGGACCUCUCCCAGGAGCUCAAAGCCUUCCUGACGGGCUCAGACCCCACUCUGGGCACCCCUUUGUCCCCCCCGGAUCACGCUCGCUGCGCCCUCCGCCUCCUCCGCCGCCUGCCAGCCGCCCGCCACGCCGUCCUGCAGCACUUGGCCGGGCUGUUUGACGACCACGUCUGCGCCCACCUCCGCCUGCGUUCCGAAAUCUCCUCCAACCCCCCUUCCAACCCCCUCCUCCUCCCCCCGGCCGCCCCGUCGGCUCUCACCGAGGUGAUCCACGAAACUCAGCGCCUCCUGUUGGCUUUCAUCAAAGCCAAACCCAACGCCUGGGCUCCUCUGUUGGCCGCCUGGGCCGUGGAGCUGCUGGGGCAGCUGAGCAGCAAAUAUUCGGGGCGGCACGGAGCGCGGGGGCUGAACGAGCUGCUGCAGCUGUGGAUGUCGUGCGAGGCCACGCGCACCCUGAUGGACAUUUACGCCCAGUGCCUGGCCGCCCUCAUCGCCUCGUGCCCCGACGCCUGCGUGGACGCCCUGCUGGACACCUCGGUGCAGCACUCGCCCCAUUUCGACUGGGUGGUGGCGCACAUCGGGGGCUCCUUCCCCGGCACCAUCAUCAGCCGAGUGCUGUCGUGCGGCCUGAAGGAUUUCUGCGCCCACGGGGACGCCGCGGUGGGGGGAGGCGGCGACAAACGCGUCCCCAAGCUGGCCUCGGUGGUGGGCAUCCUGGGCCACCUGGCUUCUCGCCACGGCGCCAGCAUCAAGCAGGAGCUGCUGCGGAUGUUCCACGAGGGUUUGGCGCCCGGGCAGCACAAAGGCACCGUUCCCUUCCUGCUGCAGCUCGCCCUCAUGUCUCCUCCUCUUCUGGGCACCGUGGCGGCCGAAUUGGUGGAGUCCCUCAAACCUUCGGUGCUCAACCAGCUCCACCAACGCUUCUCCCCUCUGCCCCGCGACGAGUUGGAUUCCACCGUCGCCCUCCUGGUGCGGCUCAUCUGCCAGACGUCGGCCGGGGCGUUCCGCACCCUGCAGUUCCUUCUGGACACGGCCAUGCCCGCCUCGGUCAUCACCCCUCCCGGCCUGGCUCUGCACGACGGCGUCCGCGAGGCCUGCGACCGCCUGGUGGCUCUGCUGCUGCUGCAGCUGCAGAAAUUGGUUCACAACCGUUCCGCUCCCAGCCUGGCCGACGGCCCUCAACGCUGCGUCCCUUUCCUGGAAGCGCUGAGGGGUCGCGUGGCCGAGCUGUGCGCCGAGACGCUGCGCUUGGAGAGGAAGCGUUACCUGUGGCAGCACCAGCUGCUGGGGCUGCUGGCCGUUUACGCCGCCCCGCACGGAGCUCCGGAGGCCAUGUUCCACCUGCUGGCCUUGGCCAAGGGGCAGGACGAGCUGGCUUUGGCCACGCAGCUGCACGCCGUUCUGUCCGCCAGCCUGGCCGACCUCCCCGCCGCCACCGCCGCGCUCUGCGUGCGCCACAUCCACGCCGGGGCUCUGCCAGCCCCGCGGCUCACGCAGCUCCUGCACAACCUGGCUUUGGUGGCCGCUAACGAGGACGCUAACGAGCCCGCUUCGUUAGGGACGCAAUUAGCGCCGGCGCUGGCGUCGCACCUCCCCGAGCUGGCGCAGCUCCUCCUGCACCCCGUGCCGGAUACGGCCGAAGCUGCGGCGCUGCUGCUCUGCUCCCUGCCGGCCCCGCGUUGCCUGCGGCCGGCUCAGCUCCACGCGGGGCUCCGUGCCGCCGUGCACCACUUCUUCCUGGCUCUGCGCCGCGCCGGCGCCGAUGGCGGAGCCGGGCUGUGCCACGCGGCGCGGCUGCUGGAGAAGCUGAGCGCCGUCACGCCGAGCGCCGGCAAAGCCGCCCUGCAGCUGCUGGUGGAGGGAGCUCUGCGCGGGGGCAACGCCGAGCUGUUCGGUGGCGCGGCGAGCGACGACGGCGACGGCGGCGGCAAAGACGGCGCGGCCGCGUCGCUGCUGGACACCAACCGGCGCUUCACCGCCGCCGUGGAUUUCUCAGCCGGAGUCUGGUCGGUUUUCCACGCCGGGGUCAUCGGGCACGGCUUGAAGGCUCCUUCGGGGCCGCCGCCGAGGGGCCAGGAGGAGGUGAACCGUAACAGCCAGGCCUUCCUCAACGUCCUCCUGCGCUGCUGCCGCGCCGCCGAGCCGGCUCCGCCUCCCCUGCCCUCCAUCGGCCCCGAGGCGGCCAAAACGGUGGCUUCGGCUCUGGUGGACAGCGUGUGCCCGGCGGCGGCGGCGGCGGCGGGGGGGGAGCUGUGUUGGCCUCCGGAGGAGCAGGCCAGGAGCACCGUGGAGCGCGACCUCGGCAUCCUGCGCCGCUUCCGCCAGCAGCCGUUGCUUUUCCCGUUGCUGCGGGUGGUGGCCAUGGGUCGCCCGGCUCUGUGCUACUGCUCCGUGUUGCUGCGGGGGCUGCUGGCCACCCUGAUGGCUCACUGGGACGCGUGUCGGCACGGGGACACCACCGCCUCGCCGUGGCACCUGCAGGCCUCCUGCGCCUUGGUGGCCUGCAUGGCCGAGGGCUCCCUGCUGCCUCCGGUGCUGGGGGAGGUGCAGGAGCUUUUCCCCCGCCUGGCGCCCUUCGAGGUCAGGCUGUUGCUGCUGAGCGUUUGGGAGUAUCUGAGGGAGCACAGCCCGCUGCCGCAGCGCUUCAGCUUCCAGCCCCACAGGGGGCUUUUCCAGCGUGAUUUCGCUCGCGAAGGAGAUCCGGCCAAGUAUUUGGUGGCUUUGCACAGCGUGCUGCAUCGCAACGUCGACCGCCUCGGGCUGCUGGCUGGGAGGUUCCGGUCCUAAAGGAGGGAGAGCGGGAUGCUGGAGGUGCCCGCGGGGGUGUGGGGG
Molecule: messenger RNA, 2892 nt
Organism: Lagopus leucura (white-tailed ptarmigan)
Lineage: Eukaryota; Metazoa; Chordata; Aves; Galliformes; Phasianidae
Gene: INTS5
Product: integrator complex subunit 5
Exons: 1
Biological process (GO): snRNA 3'-end processing
Cellular component (GO): integrator complex
Source: RefSeq, a predicted model, not a curated record